CUCAUAUGUAAUCUACCACUGUCAGUUUGACGUUUAAGAGUUUUAGGCUAUCUCUUGAUUAUUAUUUUUGUUACUUAUAUGUACAAUGGAAAAAUUAAAUUUUGAAUGCGAUGGUAUUAAAUAUAGCGAGAAUUGGUUAUAUCGUGGAGAAGGGAAUGCUCAUCUUGCAUUGUCUUUACCCAGUUUAAGGAAGGUUUUGAUAUUUAAAAAGCAGAAUCCACAGGAAGCAGGAGAUGCUUCUGAAAGCUUCCUGAAGUCAAUAGCGUUUCAAAAUAAGAUAAUGAAACACUUGUUUGGCAUUUAUGUAACACGCAUUGAGAGGGUUGAAUUCUUAGAUGAUCUGAUGAGUUUCAAGAGUCAACUGGAUGGAUUGAGGCCAGCUCAUCGGAUGCACAAAACAUUAAGCCACAAUGCGAUCCUAUGUCAGGACUACACCUGUUUCGAAGAGGGCUUAGACAGAUUCGUGGAUGAUGACGAUGUAUAUGCCGUCGAGAUCAAACCCAAGUUCGGAGUGCAGAGCGAAGAGAACUGCUUGUUUUGUCAAAAACAGAUAUUAAAGACAGAUGAGAAAUUUCAGCUGAACCAAGGAAAUAUCAAAAGUCCUACGAAUUAUUGCCCGAAAAAAAUAUUCUCCGGAGAGUUUAAACUAAUGUUGGAAUCCAUCGAGGACCUAAUCGAAAAUCCGCAGAACAAUUUUCAAGUCUACAAAAACGGACAACUUGUGUAUUCAGAGAACCACGAGAUUAUAGCGUUCGAUAGUGUCAUUAACGAAACAUUCCAAAACCGCGAAGAUUUCAAGAACGCAAUCUGCCAGAUGCUGCUUGCUAAUCUGGAAGAUGUCCAAGAAUCAAUAGACUCAUCGGAUGGCCUUCCAAAGGGAUGCGUACUAAAGAAGAUACUGAAAUACCAGUCCUAUUAUCUGACUAACGCUGGAAACGUGCCAGAUAACUUCGAUUACGUCGGGAAAUGCCUGAAGGACUUCAAUGAGAACUGCUUGGAUCUCGAAAGCUACAAAUUAAAUUGUCCGAUCAUUUGUAAAGUGCUCGGAAAAAUCGUUAAAGAUUGUUCCGUGAUGUUGACCUUCACUAAACAGCUUAAAAAGAUAACCGCACCAAAGCGACAUUUGAUCCAGAGUUCGAACGGCAGGAAAAUCCUAUUUGAUGUUAAAAUCUUCGAUUUGUAUCCGAAAUAAAAUAAAAGUUUACGU
This is a messenger RNA of Nicrophorus vespilloides, 1207 nucleotides long. RefSeq names its product inositol-pentakisphosphate 2-kinase (gene Ipk1). Gene Ontology annotation, molecular function: ATP binding; inositol-1,3,4,5,6-pentakisphosphate 2-kinase activity. The coding region runs from base 86 to 1192 and encodes 368 amino acids. The transcript has 4 exons. Gene Ontology annotation, cellular component: nucleus. Gene Ontology annotation, biological process: inositol phosphate biosynthetic process. NCBI's taxonomy places the organism in Eukaryota, Metazoa, Arthropoda, Insecta, Coleoptera, Silphidae. The record is from RefSeq and is a predicted model, not a curated record.